AGAGGCAGCUUCAGUGCAGUCAACUAGCAAGGAAGAAAAUGGGAAGUUCUAGGGCUCUCUGCCAAAAAAAUAAUAGCUCAGUGUAAACACUUGAAGGCAUCUUUAGAAUGUCCUUAUCGUAGAGAGCACUGGAGCUUUUGUAUUCUGGAAGGUUUCAAGCCAGCAGCUGUCUUGCAGCCAGCUAUCGCUGAAAGUCCUUUUUAAUGUGGAUGUUUAGUACAGGGCGGGGGGGGGGGAGGAGGAUACAAGCAAGCUGACCAGAAAGACUGGAAUUUCAGCUCCUCCACCCCACCUCCUUGGAGUUCUCCCUCUCCCUUUCCCUCUCUCUCAUUCUGCAAGUCCUUUAAACCAGAGAUUAUUGGGUCAGUGACUCCUUAUCCUUCCCAGGCUGUGCUGUCUUCUUGAGCUGGAGUUCUUCACGGACUACUGCUACCUAUUUUGGGGGGAAACCGUGUCCGUUGUUCUAAAUGUUGGGAUUGAUCCAUGAAUUCAUUUACCUGAGGAUUCUUUAAAAGGGUUCCGUGUCCAGAUUCCAUUAUGCAGGAAAUAUUCUUGAUAAAGCACAUGGAGGACACUGUAGCCUGAUGCCCAUGAUCAGCUGGUGAAGCUUCCCAGGAAGGACUAAGAAAACAACCCCCUUUCCCUAAAGAGUUUUCUCCUUUGCUAACCACACUAUGAAGGCUUUGGGGAACAGCUGGCUCCUUUUGGUCUUUGCACUUAAUCUGAGAAGCAUCCACUCCUCCUUUGUCAACGUCAACCGUGGGGCGAAAGUGAUGAAGGGCCAGUCCAUCUUCCUGUUGCAAGAGGACCUGCAGUUUUCCAUUCCCCGAGAGAAGGACGCUUGCAAAGUGGAAGUUGUGAUGAACGAGCCGAUGACGCAGAGGGUUGGGAAACUAACCCCACAGGUGUUCGAUUGCCAUUUUCUUCCUAAUGAAGUCAAGUACACUCACAACGGAUGCCCAAUUCUCAAUGAAGACGUAGUCAUGCUGAGGUUAUACAGAUUUACGGAAACCGAGACAUUUACCGAAAUGGUUCCCUUCCUUGUAAAGUUACUUGAACCAGAUUGUAAUAUUAUCAAGAUGAGCUCAAGUGCCCUACAAGUCGCUGGCUUUCAUGGCUUGUCCAAUGUAAUUAACAAAAACGUAAUUACUUUAGACUACAACAGGAAAAUAAACUUGGAUUGUACCAUAAGCCUGAUUUCUGUAGAAACUUUCCUACCAGCCCAUGGGCAACUUGUCAGAGGAUCAGAAGAAGAAGAACCACCUCGUGGAGAUCAGCCUCAUAGUUUCCCUCCCACAACCGGACGUAGGAGAGGUGAAAACUGUCCAUCUGGGAGCUGUGUUUCAGGCCUGAAGACCAUACAGAACAUUAAAGUGAGCUGUGAAGAUUUUCUCCUGAUGGGCCUAAGAUACCAGCAUUUGGACCCUCCUUCGCCCAACAUUGAUUACAUUCCCAUCAGGCUGGAUCUCACAGACAGCAGAAGCAAGACCAUCUACAAGUCUGAGCAUGCUUGGCUUCCCGUUCACAUUGGAGGUGCGUUUCCUAACCAGCCGCCCCAAGCUGCCUUCAUGGCUAUGCAAAUCCUAGAAGCAGACCAGUUCAUUCUGAGCCUGUUGUCAACAACCAUACUGGAUGCCGAAGACAGUGAAACAGCCAAAUCCCUGCUCGUUUUCAACAUCACCAAACCACCCCAGGAAGGCUACAUUACUCAUCUGCAAGACCACACAAGACCCAUCUCAUCCUUCACCUGGAACAGCCUCAAUGAUAUGCUUAUUGCUUAUCAGCCACCAAACAGCAGCCACACAGAGAGGAGAAAUUAUGAGGUGGAGUUUGAAGUUCAUGAUUUGUACUUUGAAAGAAGUUCACCAAUUACUAUCUAUAUCUCUGUUAGAACGGCACACACAAAUGCUCCUCGGGUCUCAUGGAAUACUGGUCUUGAUCUGCUGGAAGGACAGUCUCGCCCUAUAACUUGGGAGCAGUUUCAGAUUGUAGACAAUGACGACAUCAACGGUGUUCGCAUAGUCACUGUUGAUGGUCUACAGCAUGGACAGCUCACUCUAAGAGGAGGAAAGGGAUUCAUGUUCACAGUCUCAGACCUUAAGGAUGGUCUUGUCCGUUACCAUCACGAUGACAGUGAUUCCACAAAGGACUAUAUUGUCUUCAGGAUCUUUGAUAACCGACACAGAAGUCGCCACAAAUUUCCAAUCAACAUUCUACCUAAAGAUGACAGCCCUCCAUUUCUCAUCAGUAAUGUUGAAAUAGAAGUGCCUGAAGGACAGACAAUUCUGAUCCAAAGCUCAAUGCUUCAAGCCUCCGACAUGGACUCUAGCGAUGACUACAUACUCUUCAAUAUAACCAAAGCAUCACAGGCAGGAGAAAUCAUGAAGAAACCUGGACCAGACCUAAUUGGUUAUCCUGUCACUAAAUUUCUUCAGAAAGAUCUAUUCAAUGGGAUCAUUUACUACCACCACUUAGGAGGAGAAAUAUUUGAAGAUUCCAUUGAAUUUGUUCUGUGUGACUGUAAUGAUCCUCCCAAUCUUUCAGAAACUCAGGAAGUCAGAGUGCACAUAAUUCCUUCAGAUGAUCAACUUCCCAAAGAAAUUUCAGGGACGAGCCGCCAUCUAAUUGUCAAGGAAACUGAGAUCGCCCAUCUAACAAAGAAACAUCUCAGUUAUAUCGACAGAGAAGCACAGGAAAGGGAGAUCAUCUAUACUAUAACUUCUCCCCCAUUCUUCUCUUCUGUGCAUAACCACAUGGACGCUGGGAAACUGUUUAUGGUUGACAGCAUUCCUAAACUGAUUAAGGAUCCUGCUACUCCGUCACUGAUAUCAUUCACACAGCAUGCCAUAAACCACAUGAAAGUUGCUUACAUGCCGCCGUUGCAAGAUAUUGGCCCUGAGCCUCAGUAUAUCCAUUUCACAUUUUCAGUCAGCAAUCGACAUGGCAACACUUUGCAGGGGAUCUGUUUUAACAUUACCAUUGUCCCAGUAGACAAUCAAGCUCCAGAGGUGUUCACAAACAACUUGAAAGUAGAAGAAGGGGAGUCAUGUACCAUUACAGAGGGUCACAUUUUGAUUUCAGAUGUGGACACCAAACAGGAGAACAUCCGCAUCGAUCUGCUAAGGCCACCUCUUCACGGAGCUGUUGAGCUGGCUGGGAUUCCUAUGAAUCAGGGGGACUGGCUCACCUGUGAAGACCUGCACCUGUCCAAAGUCAGGUAUCUUCACGACGGUUCUGAGGUUCUGCUGGACCGUAUCCUGCUUGCAGCUACAGAUGGUAUCAAUUCCUUCGAGUUCAAUCUGCAAGUUCAGGUGAAUCCAGUAAAUGAUGAACCUCCUGUCAUGAAUGCUGACCUCAUUCCCUCCAUCGAAUGCCCAGAGGGUCAGGCAGUGGCCAUCACCUCGGAGAACCUUUAUGCUACUGAUGAAGACAGUGAAGACAUGCAGCUGAUGUUCAUGCUCGCUCGAAAUCCUAAAUAUGGGGUUGUGAAGAAAGAUGGGAUUGUGGUGGAUCGCUUUCCACAAGUAGAUGUUGUUUCUGGAGCAGUGGAAUACGAACAUACAAGUGGAGAGAUUGGCUUGACCCCUUUAUUUGAUAUCCUUACCUUUGUUGUCUCGGAUGAUGAAGUUGGACCAACAAAUGAGUGUUGUUAUGACAAAUCUCCUUUUCCUUCUGUUCCGCUCCAUAAAUCUUUUCCAGUAUAUGAUAUUAACAUCACAAUAUUUCCUAUAGACAACCAACCACCAUCCAUUGUUACUGGUGCCAUGUUUGUUGUGGACGAGGGCACCUCGGCUGCCAUUACAAUUAACCACUUGUCUGCCACUGAUCCCGACACGAAAGCAGAUGACUUACAGCUUGUUUUAGCUUCUCCUCCCCAAUUUGGGUACAUAGAGUAUAUAUUGCCUUCCCCUGGCUUUGAGAAAAGCAAUGUGGGAAUAAGCAUAGCCUCAUUUCAGCUGAAAAACAUAAAGGGUCUGCACAUAAACUAUGUCCAGAGCAGGCACAGGAGAAUAGAACCAACCGCAGACCAGUUUAUGGUUUAUGCCACUGAUGGGAAGCAUCGUUCGAUGGAGACACCGUUUUAUGUAUUGAUCAACCCGAUGAAUGAUGAAGUGCCAGAAUUUGAAGCAAGGAAUAUUACAGUUCAGGAGGGUGAGAUGAAGGAACUGGAUCCAUCUGUAAUCAGUGCUGUUGAUCUGGACAUACCUCAAGAUCCCCUGAUCUUUACUGUCCUCCGGCAACCCCAGCACGGCUUCCUUGUUAAUGGGAAUCAUGGCAAUGACAUCAUCCGCUAUAAACAUGCAACUGACGGUCGCCAGCACCACGAACUUCCUAUGCAUGAGUUUUCCAUGGAGCUUUUGAAAAACGGAAUGAGGCUGAUGUAUAUGCAUGAUGACUCCGACAGCCUAGCGGAUGGCUUUUCAAUCCAGCUAUCAGAUGGGAAACAUAAAGUGUCAAAAACCAUUUCGGUAGAGGUCAUUCCAGUUAAUGACGAGAAACCAGUGCUGAGCAAGAAGGGUAAGAUAGAGGUGACUAUGGGCGAAGCCCAAAUUAUUUCUAGUGCUGUUCUGUCAGCUGAAGAUAAAGACACCCCAAGGGAACAAAUUUAUUAUUUAUUUGAGAGUGUCCCAGAAAAUGGACAUCUUCAGCUCAAGGUAGGCCAUGACUGGGAGACACUCCAAAAUGGGAUGAAGUGCACCCAGAAUGACAUAGACAUGAACUCUGUGAGAUACAUACACACCGGAACAAUUGGCUCAAAGGAGCAGGACAGUUUUGUGUUUCAUCUGUGGGAUGGAGGCAAUAGAUCACCAGAGGUGGUUUUCCCUAUUACCAUCAAGGACUUGGAAAAAGGAAACAUUGCAGUUUUCACAAAGCCGCUCACUGUGAUGAAGGGCGACAGAGGCUACUUGAUGACUGACGUCCUCCUUGCAGUCGAUGGCACUGAGAAGUCAGAGGAGAUCCUCUAUGUGAUAACCUCCCCACCUCAGUACGGGCAGCUUGAGUAUGUCACCUAUCCUGGAGUUGCCAUUACAAGUUUCAGCCAAAUGGAUGUGGCAGGCCAGGCCGUCUGCUAUGUCCACCAUAGCAAGGCAGCUUCUCCAAGGGAUACGUUCAGAUUCAUCGUCAGCAAUGGACUAAGGACAAAACACGGAGAGUUUGAGAUCAUCCUGGAGACAGUGGACCAAGCCUUACCCACAGUGGCCAAGAACAAAGGCUUGACCUUACUCGAAGGUGGCAUUGCAUUCCUUUCUCCAGACAUUCUCCAGCUCUCGGACCCAGACACAGAUCCGCAAAACCUCUCCUUUCUCCUAGCACAGCUCCCACAGUACGGCCAGCUCUUCAACAGAAAGUCUGGCCUAUGGCAGCAAAGCUUCAGCCAACAAGAUGUGGACAAUCUGAACAUUGCUUAUAGACAUGGAGGAGGGGACUCUCGGAUUGACAGAUUUACAUUUGUGGCAACAGAUGGAGUGAAUGAAGGCUUCAUAGUAAAUAACAAGGUGCAACUAGAGCCCUUGGCGUUCAGUAUCCAGGUGGACAGCCCAGCCAAAACAGCACCAGAAAUUGUCCACCUUUGUGCUGCUUCGGAUGUAGAACUUCUGAAAAAUGGCAAUUUUGGUAUUUACAUUACUUCCCGGGCCCUGAAGGCAUCAGAUUGUGAUGGAGAUGAUGAACAAAUAAUUUUCAAGAUUUUGCGAGGACCUCGGUACGGCUACUUGCAAAAUAUAACAACAGGUGGAUUUAUUCAGCAUGAAUUCAGUCAGAAGGAUUUAAAGAGCAAAACCAUACUUUAUGUCAUUGACCGUUACUGGGAGGGGAAUUCAGAAGACCUGGAGAUUCAAGUUACCGAUCCUGAAGGAAACUCUGCAAUGCCUCAGAUACUGGAACUGAAAUGGUCAAAAAUUGAAAUGGAACAGGAUGUUUAUGAAGUUUGCGAAAAUGUGGAGGUGCUGCCUUUGAGGAUCACCCGAUCAGGGUACAUCACAGAUUCUGCCUUUGUUGCAGUGAAGAUCAAUGAAGUAACUGCUUCAUCAGGAAAGGAUUUUACUGCGGCUCCUUCUAAACUUAUUCAGUUUGAUCCAGGGAUGUCAACCAAGAUGUGGAAUAUAGCAAUUACCUAUGACGGAUUAGAGGAAGACGAUGAGGUCUUUGAAGUGGUUCUCAUCUCUCCUGUGAAUGCUGUUCUUGGCAGUAGGACAAAAGCUGCAGUGAAAAUUUUGGACUCAAAAGGAGGUCAGUGCAGCUCAUUCCACUCCUCAAGCCAAAACAUUCACAACUUAUGGAUGAAAGGAACAUUGCUUCCAGGCCCCUCUUCAUCUUCCAGGCAUGGCACUGUUCAUUUGGAAGGGAUCCCAUUGCCUGCUUCCAAAGAGAUGGUAGUGCAGAGAAGGGACAAAUUACCAGAAUUCAACUCGGUGAAUCUUGGAAGGAGCCGGCUAAGAGCCCUUGGAAAUGGCAAAAUAGUUCGUCCUUCUUUCACUUUUAGAAAUGGCACUGGUGUCUUUUUUAAGUACCAUGGGAUGGCAGUGCUCAAAGUGGAGGAUGACAACCCAUUGCCUAACAAAAACAAAAUGGCAGCCACGUCAGUAAUUAACCAAAGAGAGCCAAGGAAAAAUAUGGCUCCCCUCGAGAAAAUAGAAGUUCCGCAAGCGGACUCUAGCAUUCCGAUCCAGAGCCUUUCCUUUCCAAACAGAUGCACGCCAGAUUUGAAGGGUCUCUUGCAUUUUGAAGGAAUUGCUCAGAAGAUGUUUCAGUGUGAUGGUCAUUCCUGGACUCUGUGGAGUAAUGCAGACCAGGGUGUUAAUGUGAUUACCUGCCCUCCUGGUUGGACCCAUCAUGAUGGAAGCUGCUACAUCCUGAUCAGCAAUCCAAAAGUUACGUGGACCGUAGCUGCCCGGGAUUGCAGGGAACAGUACCAUGGCAGUUUAGUAAGUGUGGCUUCUAAAACACACAUGCAGUGGCUGUGGGACUUCAGUGGAAGAAGACCCUUCUGGACAGGCUUCAACGACAGAAGAAAUCCAGGCCAGUUCAGAUGGAACAAUGGAGACCGUGUUGCUUUCACGAACUGGGUGAAAGAGCCGUCACGACUUUCAAAGAAAGGAAAGAACUGUGUUUUAGUACAGCAGAGGGGGAAAUGGCAAAGAAAGAACUGCAGGAAGGGCAAAGGACACAAUUAUAUAUGCUCUAGGAAACUGUAAAGACAGCUGAUGCAAACCUCACCAUGUAUAAAAAUAGCUAUAUUUAUUUAUAGCCAGGGGUGCUGAAAGGGCAUGAAGGUAGGGAGUCAGGUGACCUAUUUGUAAUAGGUUUUUAUACGAAGGGAUUAAAAAAUGAUAGGGGGAAAUGUUACACUGUGACUGAUCUCUUUCCAGGGUUUGUGGUAUAUUGAGUAUGAGUGAAGAACAAGCCUUGUUCACCCCAGAGUUAUUUUCUAUCAAGUCUCUUCCAAGACAUAUAAAAUAUGAAACAGCUAGAGAAGUUGGCGGAGGUUGAGUUUUUUUAUAUUAAGCCAUAUGUUACUUGCCUUGUCGUUCCUGAACUCGGUACACUACCCCUCACAACACUGCAAUUGUUUGGUUUUGAAAGGGAAAAAGCCAUGGGCAUAGCCAGGAUUUUGGGGAGGGGGACAGAACCUCAAAUUUGUAUUGAUUUUGAUUAAUUUUUCCCCCUCUUGGCUAUGCCCAUGGAAACAGCCAGCAUUCUGUUGGUCAAAGUUUAUAAAAGAUGCAUGAUAGUG
Molecule: messenger RNA, 7735 nt
Organism: Podarcis raffonei (Aeolian wall lizard)
Lineage: Eukaryota; Metazoa; Chordata; Lepidosauria; Squamata; Lacertidae
Gene: FREM1
Product: FRAS1 related extracellular matrix 1
Exons: 37
Coding region: 675-7196 (2173 amino acids)
Biological process (GO): cell communication; homophilic cell-cell adhesion
Cellular component (GO): membrane
Molecular function (GO): calcium ion binding
Source: RefSeq, a predicted model, not a curated record